AUACAACGUUUGUUUCACUCUCUGUCCAACAACCCGUGAUUUGGAGGUUAUUCAUGGUUGUCUUGUCUUGUUUCUCUCAUAUCCAUCUCCUUCAUCUCCUCCUCUCUUGUCCCUUUAUUCCUCCUCUGUUUUUACCAACUCCUCAAAAUUUCCUUUUCUCUUGCUUGGGAAUUAGAAAAGAGCCCGAAUCACCCUUCAUCGUCACCGUCAUCGCCUUCCUCGCCGCGACACCAAUGCGCGGAGAUUCCUGCAUUUGCACGCUGUGGCGCUUGAUUUGAGCAGAGGGGUGCGCACAGUUUCGCCAUUGGCGAAGACCCUUUGCGACCGAAUGGAGGAUGGAGCCUUCGCAGGCAGACUAAUGGAAGGAGAGAGAAACAUGAAGAUGUCCCAUUAGUAGACCGAUUCGCGAUUUCGUUUCCUUUUUAAACGGUAAGAGAACGCGUGAUUCGUUCUUGCAUUCCCCCUUCGAUUUUACAUUGUGCCGUUUUUAGCGGAUGAAAGAAGGAAAAAUCAUCCCUUUCGACUUGUCGAGAGAUUUUAGGGGCUGCUUGUUCUGGAGGGGGUUGAGUUACAUCUGUCACGACAAUGACGAUCAAAGGAAUCUACAAAAGCUUCAAGUACAUCUCCCAAAUCUUUGGUGAUCAAAUGGUAGUUCAUGCUUCGUGAUUGAUUAUUUGAAAAUGGGGGGUAUUCGUUCUGUAGUCCUGAAGGAACGCGAAAUGGAAAUCGGGUACCCGACUGAUGUUAAGCAUGUUUCUCAUAUUGGAUGGGAUGGUCCAUCCGGUAAUGGACCCAGCUGGAUGAAUGAGUUCAGGGCCGCACCCGAGUUUUCGGGCUCGCUCCGUUCAAUCGGUGAGCCUGGAGAUUCUAAUAUGGUGGGUCAUCAUCUAAGGUCCUCUCCGGUGGAUAAUGAACAAUCUGGGUCGGGCCAACCUGCAUUUGAUAUGGUUGAAGAUUCUCCGCCGACAGAACUCUUUAAAGGAUCGAAGAAACAAAAACGGAAAAAGGCUAGGUCGACGUCAUCUCCGAAGUUGUCAAGGCCCUCUAGAGCACCGAAAUCAAAGGCCAAGCCCUUCGAUGUGGAGGACACUCCUAAUUGUUAAGUGUAAUUUCCAUGUUGGAGGCCUUCUGAAUAAGUAAAAAAACGAAGCUGUUAAUGUCCACGACCACAAGGAAAUUGCAAACCACUUCCUUGGAGGUCAACAGAGCACAAGAAGUGGCAUCCAGAGAACUACACCAGGUGUUGUAAAUCCAAAGCUGUCUAGAUGUUUAUCAGUCAAUGUCUGUAAUGAAGAUUUGGAUUGCCUCUUUUGGAGGUUACCAGUUCAUAAGAAGGAACAGUUGUAAAGCUAUUGAACAUAGUGCUAGUAUAACUAGGGAUUUUUUGUGUAUGGAAAGUGAUGAUCAAUCUUUAAUUGCUUUAGUAAUUGAGUUAGGAUUCUUCCUAGAGCCAAAGUAUAUAAAGUUACAUGAUGACUGUAAAGCCGAUAUUGUGUUGUUCUGGUUUUUGGACACUCACUUGUUUUUGUCUUCUCUGA
Messenger RNA from Rhodamnia argentea, 1538 nucleotides. Its product is annotated as CRIB domain-containing protein RIC10-like. Lineage: Eukaryota; Viridiplantae; Streptophyta; Magnoliopsida; Myrtales; Myrtaceae. The record is from RefSeq and is a predicted model, not a curated record. Bases 681 to 1103 code for a protein of 140 amino acids. The transcript has 4 exons.